This is a messenger RNA of Schistosoma intercalatum, 3672 nucleotides long. The record is from the annotation of a GenBank genome assembly. NCBI's taxonomy places the organism in Eukaryota, Metazoa, Platyhelminthes, Trematoda, Strigeidida, Schistosomatidae.
AUGUUAAUCAGUCAAAAAACACCGAAUUUAUGCUUUCCUGAUAAAUCCCCAUCAAUGAAUUUAUCAACACAAUUAAAUAAUCCAAUCAUUUUUAAUUCAAACACUAUGGAAUCACAUGAUAAAAAUAACCAUGCUGAUGGUGAUGAUGAUGAUGAUAAUAAUAAUGAUGACGAUGAUGAAGAUGAGCCAAAAUCAUUCAACAUAGAAACAUGUAAAUCACAAUUUAUAUUCAGUCGAAAUAGACAUAGUUCUAAUGAAUCUAACACAACGAAAGCAUCAAUUUCACCAUUCUUAUCAACUUUACCAAACAGUAGUACGGCGUUUCGAUCUCCACCCCAUCUACUACAACCCAACAUAAACCUACAGUCAUCGUUACCAUUACUACCCCCAACAUCAUUACCAUUCACACUUCCUUCUGUCCCUCCGUUAACUAAUUCAUUAUUUUGCAAACAUUCCACAUCAUUCUAUACUACUCUAAUGAAUCAAAUGGAUCCAGAUCAAUUACAUGUUCUUAUAAAAAUGUUAAAUGAUACAGUUACAAAUGGUUUAUUAAAUAAUAGCUCGUCAAAUUUAUCACUACCACCUACAUCGAUUUCAACAGCGGCAUUAGCUACUGCGGCGUUGCAAUCAAUGUUCAAUAGCGCCAUGUUUAACACAGAAUCUUCAGUAGCAAUGAAUUUAUUUAAUAAUAAGUUUGAUUCAGUGGAACAUUUUGAUAUUUGUAAACAUGUACACAAUGAUUUGAAGAACAGUUUUAGUUCACAAGAUGAUUAUUAUCAUCAUUAUCUCCGUGACCAGUGGGAUUCCCGAUAUUGUUCAAAAGAUUAUUUGAAUGAUCCUGCUAAUUGGCCAGAUAAUAUUGAUAAUAAUAAUGAUAAUAAUAAUAAUAGUGGUAAUAAUAAUAAUGUAUUACUUAUGAUGUUAAUGAUGAUGUUUAUGAAAAGAAAUGUUGAUUCGUUGAUAUCAACACCUAAUCAAUUAAAUAAGUCACCAACAUUAACAUUAUCAUCUGUGUCUGGACCCUUCACUUCCCCGUCAUCAUCAUCGCCAUCGUCGACAAAAGGACUUACGACGAUGACAACAGCAACAACAACUACUACUACUACUACAGAAAACCAAUUUAUGGAUGAUCAUAUAUUGCACUGUGACAAAUCUAGUCAACAUCGUUAUAAUUUGUUACAUAAUCCAAAUUAUUUAAACAUUGAAGAUGGAUUGCAAAAAUCUAUGAAAUGUAACAUAGUGGAUGAUCAAGAAAAUUUAAAAUUUAAAUUAAAUCAUUUAAAUGUAUUCCCAGAGAAAUUAACUAUUCGUGAUAUCGUUAGUUCAACUGGUAGUAGUAAGAAUACUACUAUGGUUAAUACUACUAUUACUACUACCACUACUACUUAUAACAGUAGCCAUAAUAAUAAUAACAAUAACAAUAAUGGUAAUGGUUAUCAGCCAUCUAAUUCAUAUAUCAUGAAUGACUUAUUAGAAAAUGAAUCAGAUCAAAUAGGUUCACUAGUUCAACGAACUGAAUUAUUAGACUCUGAUCUAUGGAAACAUUUUCAUAGUAUGACUACUGAAAUGGUAAUUACCAAAUCAGGACGUCGAAUGUUUCCAUCAUUCAAAGUACGUGUUACAGGAUUAGAUAGAAAUGCAAAAUAUAUUAUGUUAUUAGAUAUUGUAUCACGUGAUGAACAUCGAUAUAAAUUUCAAAAUGGUAAAUGGACAAUUGCAGGUAAAGCUGAUCCAGAACCAUGUCGUAAACCGUACAUUCAUCCAGAUUCUCCAACAACCGGUGAAGAAUGGAUGCAUAAACCAAUUUCAUUUCAUAAAUUAAAAUUAACUAAUAAUGUAGCUGAAAGACAAUCUUUUCAAGCUGUACUCAAUUCAAUGCACAAAUAUAUACCAAGAUUUCAUAUUGUUCGCGCAGAUCAUCUAAAUAAAAUGAAUAUGUCCAAUUUUGUUACAUUUAUCUUCGAUGAAACUGAAUUCAUCGCUGUAACCGCCUACCAGAAUGAACGAAUCACUCAAUUAAAAAUUGAUAAUAAUCCAUUUGCUAAAGGAUUUCGAGACAAUGGUAGUGGGCGUCGUGAAAAGAAAGGUUUACGAUUACGUUACAAACAGCCGAUAAAUUCUGUUGAUACUUAUGAUGAUCUAGAUGGUAUUGAAAGGGAUAUGUUAAGAAAACGUUCAAUUGAUUUAUACAAAACACAUGAAAAUAUUAAGUUUUCGUUUCCGAAUUCAAUAAAUCAUCCAAUAUAUACAAAUCGAUUGUCAUUAUUACAUAAUAACAAUAAUAAUCAUGGAUUAGAUAUAAAGUGUUCUUCAUCUUCCCAUUGUUCUUCAAUUUCCACUCCCAUUUGUAAUGCAUCAUCAUCGAUUAUAUCAACACCGAAUCAAUUAUUUUGUGGAUUAUCUAACUCUUUAUCUUACACUUCAUCAGAUCAAUUCUCAUUAUAUUCAAUCAACAAUUUGCAUAACUGUGGUAAUAAUAAUAAAUCAGUUGAUUCUUUAUCACCAUUAUCAUCAUUAUCAUUUUGUAAUUUAUCAGUUGAUAAAUUAUCUACUACAAAAGAUCUAUCAUCUCCAUCUUUGUCAUUACCUUAUCCACUAUGGUCAGGAUAUUUUGAUCCAACAUCAUUGAAUUCAAAGUUGAUAUCAACAAAUCUACCACGAAGUCAACAUACAGUACAUUACUGUCCAAAAAUAUCUAAAUCAUCAUCAUCGUCAUCCUCGUCAUCAUCCUCUUCCUCCUCAUCAAUUGAAUAUUCUUUCAAUAAAAUACAAAAUAAUCAUUCUAUGGAAUUUCAACGUCAACAUCAAAGACAACAACAACUUAUGGAUAAAACUGACAGAUUACACGAUAUAAAUGAAAUGUCAUCUUCAACAAAUAAUUCCUUUACUUUACCAUCUUCAACAGUAACACUUAUAUCAUUGUCAUCAAAGCCAACAUCAUCAUUAACAUCAGGAUUAUCAUCUCCGUUAGUAGGAACACCAUCAGUAUUCACUGAUGCCACCAACACGAAGACGACAACGACGAUGAUGACAACAACAUCAACAUCAAAAUCAAGUCAAUCAUUACCGUAUUCAACACUAACUACAUCUGUUUUCGAUAGAAUAUCUGGAUUAGCCGGAGAAACAGGAGAGGGAAUAACGGAAUUACAACUUUUCUCAGAUAAUUUAAAACGUAAAUAUGAUGAGAUGAAUAAAUAUUGUCAAGAAGAUUGUAAUUCCUUACAGAGUCAUAAAGAUUCAAAUGCAUCCAAAUUAUGCUGUUCGCCUAUAAAAAAACAAUGUAUCCCAAAAACUAUUACAAUGAAUAGUGAAUCUAAAUAUGUGAAUGAAAAUGAAUAUUCUAAUAAUCCUAUAAACUCUAAACGAAUAAUAACAAAUGAACAAUUAUAUUGUAAUGAAAUAAAAUGUGAAAAUGAAUUCAAUCAUUCAUUAUGUUGUAAUUGUUCACAUUCAUUAUCAACAUUAUCACAUAGUAAUAUGAUUAAUUCAUCUAUAACGACAUCAACAUCAUUAACAUAUAUGAAUUCAUCUAAACGUAGUUUCAAUAUAAGUUGUUUAUUAGAAUAAUCCCUCAACGCUCCUGCCGCCCCCCCCCCAGGAAAAAAAAGACACACAUAGUUGAUGAAUAUUCCCACUUUUUUUGAAGAAAAAAAAAUGUAAAGUAAUCAAAUU